AUGAAAUCCCAACAAUUAUUCUUUGUGACUCUUGGUCUCUUGGCCUUUAUUAUGUCGAUUAAUUCUUUUGUAUCAGCUGGUAUUUUUGAUUUAAAGGCUAUGCCUAUGAAUGAUUCUGAUACAAAUCAAAUGGUACAAUUUAAUUGGACAAAAGAUGAUGCUAUCGCUCAACAAAUUAAUGCUAGUUCAACUGAUCCACCGGCCGGUACUUCAACUGAUACACCAGCUGGUACUUCAACCGAUACACCGGCUGGUGUUUCAACUGAUACACCAUCAAUCAAUGCGGCAGCUACCCCUGAUAAUGCGACGGCACAAACUACACCGGCUUCUUCAUCUGUUCCACAAGCUAUUCCAGAUAAUACAACAGAUUCCACAGCUGCUCAAUCUACUCAAACUUCCUCACCUCCUACUAAAAGAAAUUAUGUUUCAAAAAGAAGUUAUAAUUCAAAAAGAAGUAGCAAAUCAAGCAAAUCAUCAAGCGAUAAAUCCAUUUCGGAAAUUACAAUGAUGGAAGUCUUAGGUAUGAUUUCGGUAAAUCUUGGAACUCUUGGAACUCUCGAUAUGGUUCUGGAUCUUGGAGGAAUAAUUACGGAAGUAACUACGAUGACAGUUAUGACAGUUCUUACGAUUCGUACGAUGGUUCUUACGAUGGUUCUUACGACGGUUCUUACGAUGAUUCUUACGAUGGUUCUUACGAUGGUUCUUACGAUAAUAGCCGUUCUAAAUCAUCUAAAUCCUACGGCGGUAGCAGUUAUAAAUCAAGGUCCUACGGCGGUAGCAGUGAUAAAUCUAGUUCCUACGGCAAUAGCCGUAAAUCCAAUUCCUACGGCGAUAGUAGGGGGGAUAGUAGGAAUAGUAAGGACAUUUCAGUAA
This is a messenger RNA of Dentiscutata erythropus, 873 nucleotides long. NCBI's taxonomy places the organism in Eukaryota, Fungi, Glomeromycota, Glomeromycetes, Diversisporales, Gigasporaceae. The record is from the annotation of a GenBank genome assembly.